Molecule: messenger RNA, 1569 nt
Organism: Anthostomella pinea
Lineage: Eukaryota; Fungi; Ascomycota; Sordariomycetes; Xylariales; Xylariaceae
Source: the annotation of a GenBank genome assembly
AUGGAGGCGUCUCCUUUGAUCAAAGCACAUGACCAUGCCAAAGCUGCGUCCACAGCAACCACCACCGCCGACACCACCGUCGCCAUCAACGAGCAUACGAGGGCUGCCGGCGAAUUCGCCAAUGCUGCCAAGAAUACUACAAGCGUCGAGGCUCUGCGGACCUUGAAGCUGCUCGAGCAACAUCACCAAAGACUCUCCGAGCUCUUGCAAGCCCCUCUGAAGCCUGCGAAUUCCCAGUCCGCCGAGAAUGAAUCCCAAGUUGAGGAGAAGGAAGAAUUGGACAUGGGCGCCAGCCCCACCGUCAGUUCAGCGAAAUCUGAUGGCGCACAUGGAUCUUCAAAUGAGAAGAGCCCACCACCUUUGCCGCCCCUUAUGAAGCAGCCGAAGUACCCUUCGCGCGACCUCGGGGCGUCAAUUGCUAGCAACUUGGCUUCCGCCCGCGGCAUUCGUUCGAAAUAUCGUUCCCAGCCACUGAGUCCAAGUGUCUCGAAUACCGAGGCUCCCGGGAACAUGGAGGUAACGUCGAGACGAGCAGGAUCCAGGACAAAGAUGCAAAGCAUGCUGGAGACUGCGGAUAGGCCGAGUGCUGUUGCUUCGCCCGAAAAUACCAGUGGUUCGCAGGAAAGCAUGACCCCCAGGAGCCCAAUCGAUGGUUCGACCGCUUCAAGUGACGAAGGCUUCUCCAGAUUCUAUAGUGCCUUCGGGAGUAUCAUCAAUAGGAUAUCUGCGCCACUUGCCUUUGCUGGAUUGCCCCUGAUCAACGAAGAGCAGCCUGAAGAGCCAGCCCCCACCCCCACGCCAGAGUCACCGGUGCAGCGGCGGCAUAGGCUCAGGCCUUCCACUUUUUCGGCGUCUACUGAACCUGACCUCAAGAAAAUCUAUUCAAAAGCGGCGCUUAGAGCUGUUGCUCGUGACGGCCAAUCUACGAACGAUUCUUUCUACGUCGUUCCCACGAGUGGCCACACGGCCUCUUACGCAAGCAUCCUGACUUUUGCGGACAAGGAGAAACGUCGCUUGGGGGCUUCUGUCCACGGGGAUUCGGGCAGCCUGCUCGAAGAUGCUGACGAUGAUGAUUUUGUCGACGCGAAAGAAUCACAGGCACCCUACCCACCCAGCAUGAAGAAACGGCCAAGUAAGAGUCGCCCCGACAAAGACGUCACCAACAUGGUUGAAGAGCUCUAUCUGGAAAACAAGAGCCUGAAAGACAUGCUGGACAAGCUCAGCAAGAGGCUGCACGCGUUCGAGUCCAUGUCGCAGAAUUCAGGGAUGAGACUAGCGGAAAGCAUGCGUUUAAUGCCGCCAGGGCCGCCAAGCUCGGCCGGGACCAAGGCUGGAUCGGCAGAAGAAACGCUGAUGAAGAAUAUUCGAGAGCUCAAGGAACACAACCAGGUGUUGACGAGACAGAAUGAGGAGCUGGAGAAGAGCUACACCAAAGUUCGGGCAAACCUUGUUCGAUACAGGGAGAAGUGGGAUCAGUUGAAGGCAGGCGCCAAAGCUCGACGAGCUGGGGGUGCCCAAGGCAGCUCCGAGGCUAUUGAUGAAGGAUCGAAAUCUCCUAGCUUGAUUUGA